AUUCAACAUAUAUAACAACUUUUCAAUAAUAUAUAUUUUCCGUAUGUGAAACUUUUUUAAAUACUUAAUAAUAAAUUUUAAAGUAAUUAAUAUUGUGAUUUGUGUCAAAUAGUCAACGAUCACAAUGGUUGUGGAAAGUGCGACAGAUACGAAGAAGAUGAAGUAUCCCAAAUCGAUAUUUUUCAUCGUUAGUAAUGAAUUCUGUGAGAGAUUCUCUUAUUAUGGAAUGCGUACCAUAUUGACGCUUUAUCUAAAGAAUCAACUGAUGUACAGUUCUAAUACAUCUACGGUAAUAUAUCAUGUCUUCUCGAUGAUGGUGUACUUUUUCCCUUUAUUUGGUGCGAUGCUGGCAGAUUCGUUAUUGGGAAAAUUUCGCACGAUAUUCUAUUUAAGUAUUGUCUACGCCAUAGGACAAAUUCUAUUAUCUUUAAGUGCGGCACCUCCCUUGGGAUUACCAAGCAGAGAAUGUUCAUUACUUAGCCUACUUCUUAUAGCCAUUGGCACAGGGGGUAUAAAACCUUGUGUGGCUGCAUUCGGUGGUGAUCAAUUCAUGCUACCGCAACAGGAACGAUAUUUGUCCACAUUUUUCUCCUUGUUUUACUUUUCGAUCAAUUCUGGAUCGUUGAUCUCGAGCUUCUUGAUGCCCAUAAUACGUAAUGAUAUCGCAUGUUUUGGUGAAAAUACUUGUUAUUCUUUAGCAUUUUUUGUGCCAGCCGUACUUAUGAUUUUAUCAAUCAUAUUAUUUAUCUUUGGUAAACCUUUGUACAAAAUAGUAAAACCUACAGGUAAUGUUGUGUUAAAUGUUUCCAAAUGUAUAUCGCAUGCUAUUUAUAAAAAGAUAACAUCAAAAAAUGUUAAAAAGGAUUAUUGGCUCGAUUAUGCAGAUGACAAGUAUGACAAAUUGUUGAUAAAUGACAUAAAAGCAGCUCUACAGGUAAUGAUAUUAUUUAUUCCGAUACCGAUUUUUUGGGCACUUUUCGAUCAGCAAGGAUCUCGAUGGACGUUUCAAGCGACCAGAAUGAACGGUGAAAUUGGAAACUUCCUACUUCAACCAGAUCAGAUGCAAGUGUUUAAUCCUUUUUUGGUUCUUGCGUUCAUACCUUUGUUUGAAACUUGUCUUUAUCCAAUCAUGAUGAAAUUUGGCUUUCGAACUCCGUUAAGAAUAAUGGUAAUCGGUGGCUUUUUAGCUGCUUUAUCUUUCGUUAUCGCAGCUAUCGUUGAAUUUCAACUCGAGUCAACGUAUCCAGUUUUACCUUCAAAAGAUUUUGCGCAAUUACGCAUUUUCAAUACUUUAAAUUGUUCUAUAGAGGGAAAAUUACGAGACGAGAAUGAAUUAUCGCAAGAAUUGUCCUUUAUCGUCAAAAGUAUGGAUAUGUGGGAGAAUAAAUAUAUUAAAGCAAAUGGCCAAAAAAAUUUUAGUUAUGAAGUAAAUUUCAAGACAUGCAAUGAAGCCGGAAUUACGAACAUAUCUUCAAAUAAAAUAAAUGGAAGCAUUUUUGUAAUUGAAGCCGAAGCAAAUUCUUGGAUUAUCACGCCAGAAGGUUUUGUUGAUUAUUAUAAAGAUUCGAUAGACAAAUCAAGAACAGGUGAUCCUUUAGUGCGUGGUCUUAUUUUUGUAAACACAUUAAAAUCUAUUUCCUUAGAAUUGAUGAAGGAUGGUACAUCUUUUCUUAAAUUAAUGAUGAAUGGCACGUUUGACAAAAAUGAAGAAUUAAAUUCCAUCAAACCUAAUAUAUAUGAUAUUCAUUUAAAUGGUAAAAAAGUACAAAGUAAUAUUCCCUUCAAACUUGGUGGAGUUUAUACAAUAGUAGGAUCUGUUAUUGAAAAUAAAACGAAUGCUGCAAUGGUAACGGUGACUGAUCCAAAUUCAGUACAUAUAUUAUGGUUGAUUCCUCAGUAUGUUAUUAUUACGAUGAGUGAAGUCAUGUUCUCUGUGACUGGAUUAGAAUUUGCAUUUACCCAAGCACCUAGCAGUAUGAAAUCUCUUCUACAAGCUUGCUGGCUAUUAACAGUAGCUUUUGGUAAUCUCAUUGUAGUCAUUGUUGCUGAAGUUUCCAUCUUUAAUCGACAAGCCUACGAAUUCUUGCUAUUUGCUGGAUUGAUGUUUAUCGAUGUGAUAAUUUUUGCUGUGAUGGCGAAAUUGUAUAAAUAUGUAAAUACUCCGGAAAAUGAAGAAAUAACCGAAAAUAUUCAAAUGGAUGAAAAAGACGGAAUAGUUAAUAAAGCCUUUAAAAACGAUCAAUAAACAAUACAAUUAUUAUAAUUGUACAGUUCAUUACCUUACUUUUGUAUAGAUAUGUCCGUUUUAAAAUAAUUAGAAUACAAACUUAAUAUUGUAAA
Messenger RNA from Apis mellifera (honey bee), 2340 nucleotides. Its product is annotated as peptide transporter family 1. Gene Ontology annotation, biological process: oligopeptide transport; transmembrane transport. The transcript has 9 exons. Gene Ontology annotation, cellular component: membrane. NCBI's taxonomy places the organism in Eukaryota, Metazoa, Arthropoda, Insecta, Hymenoptera, Apidae. The record is from RefSeq and is a predicted model, not a curated record. Gene Ontology annotation, molecular function: dipeptide transmembrane transporter activity. The coding region runs from base 125 to 2245 and encodes 706 amino acids.